Brachypodium distachyon (stiff brome) is the source of this 3854-nucleotide messenger RNA. Its product is annotated as 5'-3' exoribonuclease 3. NCBI's taxonomy places the organism in Eukaryota, Viridiplantae, Streptophyta, Magnoliopsida, Poales, Poaceae. Gene Ontology annotation, biological process: nuclear-transcribed mRNA catabolic process. Gene Ontology annotation, molecular function: zinc ion binding; RNA binding; 5'-3' RNA exonuclease activity. Gene Ontology annotation, cellular component: nucleus. Bases 174 to 3359 code for a protein of 1061 amino acids. The record is from RefSeq and is a predicted model, not a curated record. The transcript is spliced from 23 exons.
UGCGAAGGCAUAUACCGCCCUCGGCCCCGCCCCCUCCUCGUGCCCUCUCCCUCCUUUUUAGGGUUUCGCGCCUCGCUUCUCGCUCCCUCUCUCUGCCUCGGCCGCGUCCGUCGCUUAUUGGAUUAGGUUACCGCGAGGUCUCCUUCUCGCCGGCGGCGGCCGCUGCGGCGGAGAUGGGUGUCCCGGCGUUCUACCGGUGGCUGGCGGAGAAGUACCCUAUGGUGGUGGUGGACGUGGUGGAGGAGGAGCCUGUCGAGAUCGAGGGCGUCAAGGUGCCCGUCGACACCUCCAAACCUAAUCCCAAUAGCCUCGAGUUCGACAACCUCUACCUCGACAUGAACGGGAUUAUACACCCCUGCUUCCACCCCGAGGAUAGGCCCUCCCCAACAACAUUUGCUGAGGUUUUCCAGUGCAUGUUUGAUUACAUAGAUAGGCUCUUUGUCAUGGUUCGCCCUCGGAAGCUUAUGUAUAUGGCCAUUGAUGGCGUGGCUCCUCGUGCUAAGAUGAACCAGCAGCGCUCUAGACGGUUUAGAGCUGCAAAAGAUGCAGCUGAUGCUGCUGCUGAAGAAGAAAAACUGCGUGAAGAGUUUGAGAGGGAAGGCAGAAAGCUUCCUCCAAAACUGCAAUCACAAACCUGUGACUCUAACGUUAUUACCCCUGGGACCGAGUUUAUGGCUGUUCUAUCAGUUGCUUUGCAGUACUACAUCCACCUCAGAUUAAAUUAUGAUCCUGGAUGGAAGCAAAUUAAAGUUAUUCUUUCUGAUGCCAAUGUUCCUGGUGAAGGGGAACACAAAGUUAUGUCCUAUAUCCGUGGCCAACGGAAUCUCCCUGGAUUUAACCCAAAUACCCGCCAUUGCUUGUAUGGCCUGGAUGCAGAUCUGAUCAUGUUAGCUUUAGCAACACAUGAAGUACACUUCUCCAUACUGAGAGAGGUGGUUUUUACACCUGGGCAGCAGGAAAAAUGCUUCUUGUGUGGUCAAGUUGGACAUCUAGCAGCAAAGUGUGAAGGAAAGGCAAAAAGGAAAGCUGGGGAGUUUGAUGAGAAGGGUGAUGCAAUUGUUCCAAAGAAACCUUACCAGUUCUUGAACAUAUGGACCCUAAGGGAGUACAUAGAAUACGAGUUCAGAAUGCCAAAUCCACCUUUCCAGAUUGAUCUUGAACGCAUCAUCGAUGAUUUCAUCUUCAUGUGUUUUUUUGUUGGCAAUGAUUUUCUUCCGCACAUGCCAACACUCGAGAUUCGGGAGGGAGCUAUUAAUUUGCUAAUGGCUGUAUACAAGAAGGAGUUUCCUUCAAUGGGUGGCUAUUUAACUGAUGCUUGCACGCCGGAUCUGAAUAGAGUUGAACACUUCAUUCAGGCAGUUGGUUCCUACGAGGAUAAAAUAUUUCAGAAAAGAGCUCGGUUGCACCAGCGUCAAGCGGAAAGAAUAAGACGGGAUAAGGCCCAAGCGAAGCGAGGAGAUGAUCUGGAUCCCCAUGUCAGGACUGAUCUUAUUGUACCUGUUGCACGCUUUCAAGGGUCCCGCCUUGCUUCUGGGUCUGUGGCUUCACCAUUUGAACAGAAUGGAUCUCAUAAAAACAGUACAGAAAAGGGUAGUCGAGCUCAGAAAGCUGCACGUGUAUCAUCAUCUGAUUCCAGCCUUUCUGCUGCUCUUGUUGAAGCUGAAAAUAGCCUUGAAGCACAGGAACGUGAAAACAAAGAAGAUAUGAAAUCAAUGCUUAAAGAUGCACUUCGUGAGAAGUCAGACCUUUUUAAUUCCGAAAAUCCAGAGGAGGACAAGGUGAAGCUUGGAGAACCAGGAUGGCGAGAAAGAUACUAUGAAGAUAAGUUUGGGGCACGAACACCUGAACAAAUUGAAGAAAUACGUAGAGAUGUUGUUCUCAAAUAUACUGAAGGUUUGUGUUGGGUAAUGCACUAUUAUUAUGAAGGUGUCUGCUCAUGGCAAUGGUUUUACCCGUAUCACUAUGCUCCUUUUGCUUCGGAUUUAAAAGGCUUAGGCGAGCUUAAUAUAACUUUCAAUCUUGGGUCACCUUUCAAACCUUUUGAUCAGCUUAUGGGGGUUUUUCCUGCGGCGAGCUCACAUGCACUACCUCUACAGUAUCGGAAAUUGAUGUCUGACCCAAAUUCACCAAUUAUAGAUUUUUAUCCAAUCGAUUUUGAAGUAGAUAUGAACGGAAAGAGGUUUUCUUGGCAGGGGAUAGCAAAACUGCCUUUCAUUGAUGAAUCUAGGUUGCUGGCUGAGAUUAAAAAAGUUGAGCAUACUUUGACGCCUGAAGAAGCAAGGAGAAACAGUACCAUGUACAAUAUGCUUUUUGUGAAUGGCUCCCAUCCACUGUCGCCUUAUAUCUACUCUCUCAACAGCAAAUUUGGACAUCUGCCUGAUGACGAGCGAAAUACAAUUAAAGAACUGCUUGAUCCUUCUGCUAGUGGAGGAAUGAAUGGUUACAUCUCACUGUGUGGUGGGGAUCCAAGCCCUCCUGUCUUCAGAUCUCCUGUGGAUGGACUGGAGGACAUUAUGGACAAUCAAGUGAUAUGUUCAAUUUACAAGCUUCCAGAUCCUCAUAAGCACAUUGCACGUCCACCCAUUGGUGUUAUCAUACCUAAGAAGAUUGUUGAAGCUGGUGAUCUGAAACCACCGCCUGUCCUGUGGCAUGAAGACACUGGCAGGAGGCCUUAUGACAAUAAUAACAACAAUAGAAGACAUAGUGAUAACAGCAGCAGGCAAAACCCUCCAGGGGCAAUGCAUGGUCGCCAACUCGGGGAGGCUGCCCACCGACUGGUUGCGAACAGCUUGAAUGUUCGCAGUGGUGGGCAGUAUGCCCCGGCCAGGCCAUACCAAACGAUAAUGAGUGGUAUGCACUAUCCAAAUGGAAUGCCUCCAAGGAUGGAGCGGCCUGUUGGUCGUCCUGGUUGGCAUGUUCCUGGUGAUAAUGUGCCUAAUGGUCAGGUACCAAUCUAUGCAUCGCCAUCAGGUCAUCAUCAGUAUGAAAGAGAUAACCGUGGAAGGCAUCAGCCAUAUGCAAGAGAUAGCCACCAUGAUCCAAGAGCAGUGGGUCGGGUUCAAUCUGGGUACCAUCAGAACAGUGGCAACACAUAUUCAUCUGUUGCUGCUGCUCCCUCGUCAGGUUUUGGACGGUAUGGGCACCCUUCACACGCUGGGGACUAUGCUGGUGGCUACCAGCCUCCACCGUAUGCACCCAUCCAACAGUGGCAGCAGCAACAACCUCAUAGUUCCUAUUCUUCUGGAGGCGGGGCACCUCCGGCAAGACCCAGUUCGCGUCCACAGCAGUCGCAGAACCGUUAUUGCACCUUAGAUAGGACCUCCAACAGGAGACCUCCAUCAGGUCACGGCCGCCACUAAGCGGGCUACCUCUUUGGUUCUAGCCUUGGUUUUGUUGUUACUAGAACUUCCAAUAUAGGCUCACCGUAAAUCAGCUAUAGGAAUAGACACAGCGUGUCCAAAGUCUGGCGAUCGUCAAGCUUCUAGGUCGUGGAAUCAAAGGUCAGGACUCGGGAGGUGUUGUAUACUACUAGCAAUUACUGCCAGACCACCAGAGAGUAAGAAUAGGCACCACCAAUUGAAAAGUCUGGUGAUCUUCAACCUCGCAGACUGCAGCUGCAAAGAUUUUGAGGGGCAAGUGUUGUAUACUAGCAAUUAUUGUCGGACCACCAGAUGGUGGUGGUUGAUUAAUGUUAUUUCAUUUGUGGUUAGUUUAUGCAGAACAUGAUAUAUAAGUUCCCUGCGGUUGCGAAUUGCGAACAUGUUUAACAUGUUUUGUAUUGUUGAGAUAAUGUAUGUACGGCUAAUCUAAUACAUUAGUCUUGGCGUGCGGCAUUGCAUGCAUGGAAUAUUCCA